This is a messenger RNA of Lotus japonicus, 766 nucleotides long. RefSeq names its product LOB domain-containing protein 12-like. Bases 163 to 690 code for a protein of 175 amino acids. NCBI's taxonomy places the organism in Eukaryota, Viridiplantae, Streptophyta, Magnoliopsida, Fabales, Fabaceae. The record is from RefSeq and is a predicted model, not a curated record. The transcript has 2 exons.
UAAAUAAGAAGUCCAAAUCUCUUGAACAACACUCAUCAUCAUUGUGCUGCUUUAAUUUAAUUUCAUCCUCUCUUCAUAUAUAUACACAUCAAAAGACAAGAAGAUCAUAUAGUCUCUGCUUCAUUGGCUUCUCUUCACUAAUAUUAAUCAAAAAUCAUCUAAAUGGGGGGUUCCUCACCUUGUGCUUCCUGCAAAUUGUUGAGACGCCGCUGCACCCAGGAAUGCAUCUUUGCACCUUACUUUCCUUCUGAUGACCCUCGCAAGUUUGCCAUUGUGCAUAAGGUCUUUGGUGCUAGCAAUAUCAGCAAAAUGCUGCAGGAGCUUCCAGUUCAUCAAAGAGCAGAUGCUGUGAGCAGUUUAGUAUUCGAGGCAAAUGCAAGAGUGAGAGACCCUGUUUAUGGUUGUGUUGGAGCCAUAUCAUACCUUCAAGACCAGGUUUCACAGUUGCAAAUGCAGCUCGCGGUGGCUCAGACAGAGAUCCUCUGCAUCCAGAUGCAGCAAGACCCUGCUGCGUCCUUACCCGUUCAUCAGGUUGAUCAUCAAGAUGUGAAAUCGUUGCUCCUAUCUGACCACAACAACUACCAAAUCCUUCCCCAGCAGUAUCUAAGCUUUCCUUCAUCUUCUUCCUCAUCUUCCAGUGUAUUCCAAGAUUCUUAUGACUCUCUUAAAAGAGAGUCUUUUUGGACUUAACUUUAACAAUCUUCUUCUCUGAAAUUUCCGAAAAUUUUCAGCAAUUAUUUCUAAUUAAAUAUAAAAUUAUUUUUAA